GUAGGCAGGCACCGCAGCAAGUGAGUGAAGCUACUAAAUCGUACCUCUCCUCUGUAGCUCUCUCUUCCCUUUCUCCAAUUGCUUUCACAGUGGUUUGGAAGCAGGCACCUGCCGCUUCUCAAAUUCACUCUUCCAAAGAAGAUGGAGCUGGAAGGGGAAACCCUCGAUGCUUCCAGCACGACCUCAGGCGGCUCCAGAGAGUAUAAGGUGGUGAUGCUCGGAUCAGGUGGAGUAGGCAAAAGUGCAAUGACAAUGCAGUUCAUAAGCCAUCGAUUUCCCGACUACCACGAUCCCACUAUAGAGGACGCUUAUAAAACCCAAGUGCGAAUAGAUGAUGAGCCGGCUUAUUUGGACAUUCUGGACACGGCGGGACAAGCGGAAUUCACGGCCAUGAGAGACCAAUAUAUGCGAGGUGGCGAGGGCUUCAUUAUUUGCUAUUCCAUCACGGACCGCCAAUCCUUCCAAGAAGCCGCAGAAUUCAAGGAGCUCAUUUAUCGUGUUCGGCACACCUACGACAUCCCCUUGGUGCUGGUGGGGAACAAAAUUGAUCUCAAGGAAUACAGGCAGGUCUGCAGAGAAGAGGGCAUGAACUUGGCUAGAGAAUACGGUUGCCCCUUCUUCGAGACCUCCGCUGCCUUGCAUUUCUACAUCGACGAUGUCUUUCACCAGCUUGUGAGGGAAAUCCGUAGGAAGGAGAUGUCUUUGACGCUGGUGGAAGACAAGCUGAAAAUGAAAGGCAGCUUGUGGCAGAAGCUGAAAGGGUCUCUGAAGAAGAAGAAGAAGAAAGAAAGUCCUUCCUGAGGGUGCUCCUCCUGUCAUCAACCACAUAUCUUGGGAAUGGCUCAGAGCUCCAAACCUCUAGCAAUCCCCAAAAGCAUCAUUUUUUCUAAGUCUUAUUCCCCCCCUUCCUUCCCAAAGUGCUGGCCACCUGUUGUUUAAAGAGACAGGUCACCAAUUCCAAAAUUCCACAAAUUCCAUAAAUUCUGGUGGCUGAAGAGGGGACUGAAACCAUACCCUUCCCCCACAAGCAUCUUGCCAGCUGCAGACUAUAGCAAUCUCCAUCUCAGAAGCUAUGCCUGGCUCUCAACAGUGGUCACUAAACUUUUGGGACUUUAAUAUUAACAUAUACUUUUGGAGCUACCCACAAGAACUUGCCGCACACCCUGAAGAAGAUGAAUAAUCAUUGAAAGU
Messenger RNA from Pogona vitticeps (central bearded dragon), 1191 nucleotides. RefSeq names its product Ras like without CAAX 2 (gene RIT2). Gene Ontology annotation, biological process: signal transduction. NCBI's taxonomy places the organism in Eukaryota, Metazoa, Chordata, Lepidosauria, Squamata, Agamidae. The record is from RefSeq and is a predicted model, not a curated record. Gene Ontology annotation, molecular function: GTPase activity; GTP binding. Gene Ontology annotation, cellular component: membrane.